Molecule: messenger RNA, 1976 nt
Organism: Alosa sapidissima (American shad)
Lineage: Eukaryota; Metazoa; Chordata; Actinopteri; Clupeiformes; Clupeidae
Gene: vat1l
Product: vesicle amine transport 1-like
Exons: 9
Coding region: 514-1770 (418 amino acids)
Molecular function (GO): zinc ion binding; oxidoreductase activity
Source: RefSeq, a predicted model, not a curated record
GGUAGAUGGAGGGUGUCGUCACAGACCAGCAUUAAUAUACCGGUAGCAAUAGGUUAGAAAAGUGAAAACAAUUCCUUGCCUAAUGGUACCUUAGUCUGAGUUUUGUUAGAUCCAGUAUAGGCUAUACUGUUCAUUUUUCAAAUCCAUAUUCAAGCUAUGGUAGUUAAGCAUUUUGGGCUUGUCCUCUAUGCCUGGAAGCAGUCACGUUUCAGCAGCCUACUGGAAAGAAACCUGUAACAAAAAUAGACCAAAGGGGCUAAAUUGCUAUUAUCUGACUAGACUAGUCCAUUUAUGUGCUAUUCUUAAAAAUGGCACUUAAAAUCAGUUUAAGGUUAUAUAUAUUUUUUGUUACACGUGUACACACCGUUUUACGGUAGUCUUUCACAGCAGCAAAAUCAGUUCAGCCAUAGCAAGAAGAAGCAUUUGCUGCACUCUACAGGGAUACGCAACCUGCUGUAACCACAUCGCUGGGAGGGGUUGACGGACCCGUUAGUUUGCUAUCUCCGCCUGCUCAUGAAACCUACGGAUAUGCCAAAGGAGGGAGCGGAGAUGACUGAAGAAACUGAGCAGAUGAUUGAGAAAAAUUGUGCAAAAGAACCAGAGAAUGUCGCGUCUCCGGGGGAUGCCAAAGAAAUGCGCGUCGUAGUGCUUACUAGCUUUGGGGGUCUCAACAAACUCCGGGUAACCAAGAAACCGAUGCCAGAUCCACAGGAAGGAGAAGUCAAAAUUCGCGUUAAAGCAUGUGGCUUGAACUUUCUGGACCUCAUGGUUCGACAAGGAAAUAUUGAUAAUCCUCCCAAGACUCCUCUUGUACCUGGUUUUGAAUGCUCAGGCAUUGUAGAGGCUCUGGGAGACAACACAACAGGAUUUGAGAUUGGCGACCGGGUCAUGGCAUUUGUGAAUUACAAUGCCUGGGCUGAGGUGGUCUGUACGCCACUGGAUUUUGUCUACAAGAUCCCCGAUGAUAUGACUUUCACUGAGGCCGCUGCCUUUUCCAUGAACUUUGUGGCCGCCUACAUGAUGUUGUUUGAAGUUGCCAACCUCCGAGAGGGCAUGUCAGUGUUGGUGCACUCAGCAGGAGGAGGUGUGGGUCAAGCUGUUGCUCAGCUCUGCUCAACUGUUCCCAACGUCACCUUGUUUGGCACUGCCUCACCCUGUAAACACGAGGCCAUCAAAGACUCGGUGACUCACCUGUUCGACAGAAACAUCGAUUAUGUGCCAGAAGUGAAAAAGAUCUCUCCAGAGGGGGUAGACAUUGUACUGGAUUGCUUAUGCGGAGAGAAUACUGGGAAAGGCCUGAGCCUUCUCAAGCCCCUGGGAACGUACAUCCUUUAUGGCUCAUCAAACAUGGUAACAGGAGAGACAAAAAGUUUCUUCAGCUUUGCCAAAUCUUGGUGGCAAGUGGAGAAGGUGAACCCCAUUAAGCUCUAUGAUGAGAACAAAGUCAUGGCUGGGUUCUCGCUCCUGAACCUCCUCUUUAAGCAGGGUGGAUGCAGCCAGGUGAAGAACGCGGUCCACAAACUCUUUUCCCUUUAUAACGAGAAGAAGAUAAAACCUCUCGUAGACUCCCUAUGGGCACUGGAGGAGGUGAAAGAGGCUAUGCAGAGAAUCCAUGACCGAGGCAACAUAGGGAAACUCAUCCUGGAUGUGGAGAAGUCCCCCACACCUUUGAUGGCUAACGAUAGUACAGAGACCAGCGAGGCAGGUGAAGAGGAGGAGGAACACGAGGGUGACAAUGACAACAAGGAGCGGAUGCCCUUUAUCCAGUAAGCCCUGAACGCUACGCUGGGGCCUAAGGAGAGCCGGAGGGACCAGAGGAACAGAGACUAUUCCAAGACCUGAGCUACGCACCCGCGAAUCCAUGCUGUUGUACAAUGUAUGAGUGUGUGUGUGUUUGUAUUGUAGUUGCAUUGUCGCCCAGUUUCAUCAACAUUUGACAUGUUAGAAGCAAAAGUAUGAUAAAUUUACAAAAAAGU